CUCAGGCAGUGGCGGGACUCCGGGAGCCCCUCUCCCCAGCAAGUCUGGAGUUCAACCUUCGACUCUGCCGCUGGCCCCUCGCGUCUUCCUAGAGUCCCCGCGCGACUCGGAGAGUGGACGCGCAGCACCCGGACCUCGCCAUGGCUGGGGCGCACUGGCUGUUCUAUCUGUGGCUGAGCUGCUUCUGCGUGGUUCUGGCGCAGAGCGACAGACACAAGCACCGUUCCCCAGAGCUCCGCAAGACAGUGUCAGGCGACCACACGGCAGGUGAUGGCUCGGACGCCGUGUUGCCACCCCACGACAAGGUGUCAGAGCACAUGCUGAGGCUCUAUGACAGGUACAGCGGCGGCGGCAAGGGCGAGGCGGCCUCGACACCAGACUCCCCUGACCGGGGCUCACAGUCCCUGCGCCCUAAAACCCUGCGCGAAGGCAACACGGUUCGCAGUUUUCGAGCAGGAGCAGCAGGAAUUCUGGAAAGUAAGGGACUGCAUAUUUUUAACCUGACUUCUCUAACCAAGUCUGAAAAUAUUUUAUCUGCCACACUGUAUUUCUAUAUUGGAGAGUUAAUCAACAUCACCCUAAGUUGUCCAUUGUCUCGAGGAUGUUCACAUCAUGCUCAGAGGAAACACUUUCAGAUUGAUCUUUCUGCAUGGACCCUGAAAUCCAACAGAAACCUAAGUCAACUCCUGGGUCACCUUUCCGUAGAUGUACCCAAACCUCAUCGAGAUGUGGUGUCCUGGCUAUCUAAAGACAUCACUCAACUCUUGAGGAAAGCCAAGGAAAAUGAGGAAUUUCUUAUAGGAUUUAACAUUACCACCAAAGGACACCAGUUGCCAAAGAAAAUGUUAUCCUUUCCUGAGCCUUAUAUCUUGGUGUAUGCCAACGAUGCUGCCAUUUCUGAGCCAGAGAGUGUUGUAUCAAGCUUACAAAGACACCGGAAUUUCCCCACUGGAGCUGUGCCCAAACUGGAAAGCCAUAUCCGGGCUGCCCUUUCUAUGGAACGGAGGAAGAAACGCUCUACUGGGGUCCUACUGCCUCUGCAGAACAAUGAGCUUCCUGGUGCAGAAUAUCAGUAUAAGGAGGAAGGAGUGUGGGAGGAGAGAAAACCUUAUAAGACCCUUCAGACUCAGCCCCCUGAGAAGAAUAAGAAUAAAAAGAAACAGAGAAAGGCACCUCACCAGAAGAGCCCAACACUCCAAUUCGAUGAACAGACCCUGAAGAAGGCAAGAAGAAAGCAAUGGAUUGAGCCUCGGAAUUGUGCCAGAAGAUACCUGAAGGUGGACUUUGCAGAUAUUGGCUGGAGUGAAUGGAUUAUCUCCCCCAAGUCCUUUGAUGCAUAUUAUUGCUCUGGAGCAUGCCAGUUCCCGAUGCCAAAGUCUUUGAAGCCAUCAAAUCAUGCUACAAUCCAGAGUAUAGUGAGAGCUGUGGGGGUCAUUCCUGGAAUUCCUGAGCCUUGCUGUGUACCAGAAAAGAUGUCCUCACUCAGUAUUUUAUUCUUCGAUGAAAAUAAGAAUGUGGUACUUAAAGUAUAUCCUAACAUGACAGUAGAGUCUUGUGCUUGCAGAUAACCUGGCAGAGAACUCAUCCAAUGCUUUACUCAAUCAUUAGUUUAUUUUUAUGGACUUUUUUUUUUUUUUUUGC
This is a messenger RNA of Condylura cristata (star-nosed mole), 1641 nucleotides long. RefSeq names its product bone morphogenetic protein 3 (gene BMP3). Gene Ontology annotation, molecular function: cytokine activity; growth factor activity. The transcript has 3 exons. The record is from RefSeq and is a predicted model, not a curated record. NCBI's taxonomy places the organism in Eukaryota, Metazoa, Chordata, Mammalia, Eulipotyphla, Talpidae. Gene Ontology annotation, biological process: BMP signaling pathway; osteoblast differentiation; SMAD protein signal transduction. The coding region runs from base 141 to 1568 and encodes 475 amino acids. Gene Ontology annotation, cellular component: extracellular region.